Molecule: messenger RNA, 420 nt
Organism: Pedinophyceae sp. YPF-701
Lineage: Eukaryota; Viridiplantae; Chlorophyta; Pedinophyceae
Source: the annotation of a GenBank genome assembly
AUGUCGGGGGCGGGGCGCAGGGUGUACCAAAUUCCCAGGGCCUUCCUCAACCUGACGCAGACGCAGAAGGACCACAUCACGGCGUACAGGCGACUGUGGAGGAUCACGCGGAGGACGUCGGUCAAGCACUGGCAGGCGAGGGAGGCGCCCGUGUUCGACCCGUCGUGGAACCUGUACUACGAGAGCAGCAAGGAGGCGGCGUACUUGUCGAGGCUGAGGCAGCGCGUCGCGGGGCUCGCGCGGGCGCAGCAGGCGGAGGACGUGCGGCGCGGCGACGCCCCUGGCGGAUCUCUGUGGCGGGACGCGGUGGCAGCGCCCGCGGGAGACAAGGCGCCGCCGGGGGGGCGCUUCGACCAGCGGGGCAUCCUCGAGGGCAGCCGCGAGAUCACGGACCAGUACCACGGCGGGAGCAGCGAGUGA